AUGGAUGUUCGGUUGCAGGUACUGAAUUCGAAAUCGGUAUUCGGUAUGAAUGAUUCUUCGAUCUUGGCAACCUACCUGAUUCAAUAUAUCGGUUGCAUUCCAAUUACCAUCUCAAUAAAGUCACUCAACUUUCAGGAGCGAACUCAAAUAACCAGAGAAUGCAUCAUUCGAGUUUGUGAGGAUGUUGGCUUGAGAGUCCCACCACCCAAACCGCCUUCAGUGGAUGGCAUCUCCAAAUUUAUCGGCAAAGGUACUGACCUGACCUGGACUCGUCAAAGUGUGCGGCUCUCUAUCUCUGUUGAAGGUGUCACUGUCCAAGAUUUCCAUUCUGAUCAGGUGCUCUUUCAUCAUCGCCUCGGUGCUAUCUCCUUCGCCUCCUCGGGUGAGGCGGAUAUGAUGGACUUUGUGAGCUACGUCGCGAAGGUGGAGGAUGCAACAGAAGGUGGAAAGGAAGGGGUGGCUAAUGGUGAAAUGACUGGCGGUGGCGGAAUUCGGCGUUGCUAUGUCUUUUACUGUAGUGGCGGCUGCUCCCGCGACUUCAUUUCCAGCAUUGGCGAGGCGUUCAAACUUGGCUAUAAGGGCUUCAAACGGAGUCAGCGUUCUCAGGAUCCCCACCCAUUGCCUCCAAGGCCCGUUAUAGAUGAUUUGGAUCCUCCUCUUCCCGAGGCACCGGCACCUCCCGCACCCUCUGAUCCUUGGUUCGCUCCCCAAGGUACAGCUGGCACCCUAGGUGGUCAGGCUUUUGAAGACCAGUUCGAUGACUCUGCCUGGCUUUUGCAGGAGCACCAAGCACCAGCGGCAAGUGGCGCGCAGGACCAAUGGGUAGCCUUCGCACCAACCCAGGAGGAAUCACCACAAUCAGUGCAGGAGUCAACGAAGGUGGGAGAUGGACAAUGGUCGUCUCUGGAACCAGUGGGUGAGCCCUGGUACGUGGGUCGGGUGACGCGGCAGAAAGCGGAGUCGCUGCUGCAGUACGACGGUGACUUCCUCGUGCGUGCCUCCACGCAACAACCCAACCAAUUUGUUCUCAGUGGCAUGCAGAAUGGCAAGAAACGCCAUCUCCUUCUCGUUAAUCCUGAUGGUCAGGUGCGAACAAAGGACCGGAUCUUCAGUAGUAUUCAGGAGCUCAUUGACUUCCACCUACGCAGCACCACUCCCAUUCGGUCGGCGGACAGCGAGCUUAAGCUGGUCUUUCCUGUUUCGCCAAAUUGUCUGGAUCAGUAG
Hydatigera taeniaeformis is the source of this 1224-nucleotide messenger RNA. The record is from the annotation of a GenBank genome assembly. Lineage: Eukaryota; Metazoa; Platyhelminthes; Cestoda; Cyclophyllidea; Taeniidae.